CCUGUGGGGAGGUGUACCUGAGCCAGAUCCUCUGUAGCUCCCAGCCGCGUCUGUCCAGCACCAGCAAGGAGGAUGUCUGAGAAAUUUGAAAUCUUCAACCUGGACUUGAAAGCAGGGAGCACCCUGAAGAUAAAGGGCAAGGUCUCCAGUGAUGCUGAGAACUUUGCGAUUAACCUUGGCAAGAGCACUAAUGAGCUGGGGCUGCACUUCAACCCUCGCUUCAAUGAAUCCACCAUCGUCUGCAACUCCAAAUGUGCCAACUGCUGGCAGUCGGAGUACCGCGACAGCCACCUGCCCUUCUCCAGGGGCUCGGAGGUCAAGUUUAUCAUCAGCUUCCUGGGAGACAAGUUCAGGGUGAAGCUGCCAGACGGGCACGAGGUGGAGUUCCCUAACAGGCACAACUACGACAAGAUCAGCUAUCUGGGUGUGAAGGGCGGGUUCAAAGUCAUCUCCUUCAAACAAGAUUGAUGGGACCUGCUUCCCUCCUCUAAUAAAAACCCCACAGGAGGGGUCGU
This is a messenger RNA of Caretta caretta (loggerhead turtle), 515 nucleotides long. RefSeq names its product galectin 2 (gene LGALS2). Lineage: Eukaryota; Metazoa; Chordata; Testudines; Cheloniidae. Gene Ontology annotation, molecular function: carbohydrate binding. The record is from RefSeq and is a predicted model, not a curated record.